AUGGAUAUUUUAACUUUGCUAUCCACUAUUGCUGUAUACGGUGUUUUGACCGGUUUAAGUCUUUUAAUAUUUUUAGCCUUCUCGAUUUAUUUAACUACUAAACCAUAUCCUUCUGUGGAGAGAAUGGAAGAGGAAGAAUUUUAUAAAGAUUCAAUAUCCAAAAGAAAAGUGAAGUUUCCCAGUAUUCAAGAUCCAUACAGUGUGCAUUUAAGUGUAAUUGUUCCUGCAUAUAAUGAAGAAGAUAGAUUAAUACCAAUGUUAGAUGAAGCUAUAGACUUCUUGGAUCAAAGAACCAAAGACAACCUAUUAUAUAAAUAUGAAAUAAUAGUAGUAAGUGAUGGUAGUAAAGACAACACAGUAAAACUUGCUGAAAUGUAUGUUGAUAAAUAUGGCAGUGACAAGAUACGUUGCUUGAAUUUGAUAAAAAACAGAGGAAAAGGUGGAGCUGUUAAAUUGGGUAUUUUGAGCUCAAGAGGAGCCACUAUAUUAUUUGCUGAUGCUGAUGGAGCAUCCAAGUUCGAAGAUUUGUCUAAAUUGGAGAUAGCUCUUAAAGAGAUAACGAAAUUUGAUUCCAUAAGCCAACCACAAGAUAUCAGUCAAACUGAGGCUAUUGUUAUUGGCUCUAGGGCACAUCUGGAAAAAGAAUCUUUGGCUAAGAGAAGCAUAUUCAGGAAUAUUCUAAUGUACGGCUUCCACUUCCUAGUGUGGUUGUUCACUGUGAAAGGCAUUAAGGACACACAGUGUGGCUUUAAGUUGUUCACAAGGAAGGCAGCCGAGAUAUCAUUCCAAAGCCUACAUGUUAAUAGAUGGGCAUUUGAUGUGGAGCUUCUCUACAUAGCUCAAAAACUAAACAUUCCAAUCGUAGAAAUUCCCAUUAGAUGGACUGAGAUCGAAGGCUCCAAGGUCACCCCCAUCAUAUCCUGGAUACAAAUGGGAUGCGACUUGGGCCUAAUAUGGUUGAAAUACAGAAUUGGCGCUUGGAAAAUCAAAUAUAACAAA
Messenger RNA from Brenthis ino (lesser marbled fritillary), 999 nucleotides. The record is from the annotation of a GenBank genome assembly. Lineage: Eukaryota; Metazoa; Arthropoda; Insecta; Lepidoptera; Nymphalidae.